Striga asiatica is the source of this 3781-nucleotide messenger RNA. The record is from the annotation of a GenBank genome assembly. NCBI's taxonomy places the organism in Eukaryota, Viridiplantae, Streptophyta, Magnoliopsida, Lamiales, Orobanchaceae.
UUUUUUUUCACCAAAAAGUAGAGAGAGCUUUGUCAAGCAACCUCGAGGUUACUUGUGAGUUGUGAUUGCCAAAAUAAUGUGAAAAAAGAAAAAAAAAGUUCACUGUGUGGCUCUGUUCUUUCUGAUGAAUCCCAGCUAAAAGGAUACAAAAACCCAAAACAAAAAUGCUAUCUGUUUUUGGUCUGUGUCAUAAUUUCUUCUGCAACACCAUUAAACCAUAAUUGUUGUUUCCUUCUUUUUCACCUUGUUCAGCUCCACUCAGCUGGCAAAACUUUAGCAAGAUUCGAUUUUUAUCCCAAAAACUCACCAGAACAUCAAGAUUUUCCCAUCCCCCCAUCAUUCAAAAUCGAAAUUUCUUAUUUUUCCAACUAAAUCUAAACCAAUUACAGAUUUUUGUAGCUAUGGGUUUUGAUGGAGCUCGAGUCUUCAUCUUCCUGAUCCUCUGCUCCACGGCAGCAGCAGCUAAUCCUGAACCCCUCAACUGUACGGAUACCACCCGCUUGUGCACGUCCUUUCUAGCAUUCAAGCCCACUUCGAACCAAACCCUACCAGUAAUUCAGAGCAUGUUUGAUGUCUUGCAAGAGGACAUCACGGUUGAAGGCAACGGCAGAGAUUACAUUUUCGUGAAAAAGAACUGUUCUUGCGCCGUGGGCUUGAGAGCGUACUUGACGAACACGACCUUCACGGUGAGGGCCGAUAAUGGGUCCGUUUAUGAUCUGGUGAUGGAUUCGUAUGAUGGGCUGGCCUAUUUCCCUUCGAAUUACACGAGGCCCGCUAGGCAAGGCUCGGUGGUGGCUCUGAAGCUCGUGUGUGGCUGCUCGAGUGGGCUUUGGAAUUAUCUCAUGAGCUAUGUGAUGCAGGAUGGGGAUAGUGUGGAGUCUUUGGCUAGUAGAUUUGGGGUUAGUAUGGAUAGUAUUGUGGCCGUUAACGGGAUUCCGGGCCCGGAUAAUGUGACUGUUGGGUCGCUGUAUUAUAUACCAUUGAAUUCUGUUCCUGGUGAGCCUUAUCCCAUAAGAAACGACACACUCCCGGUUCCAGCUCCAGCGCCAUCUGCUUCUGCUGAUAACUUUGUGGCAGCCAAUCACGUGGGCCACAAGACUCGCGUACCUUACUGGUGGAUCAUUGGAAGUCUUGCUGGCGGUUUAGUUGUUAUUGUUGUUUUGGUGCUUCUUUUUAUUUCUUUAAGGUCAUCCGGCUGCCUCACACGUGCCCAAGAAAAUCGGCCAAAGAAUUCUAAUGGGAAAAUCUCGCACAAAUUCCAUAUUUUACGGAACACUAGCUUUUGCUGUGCCUCACGAAGGUCUAGGGAAUGGGACCACGCGAGGGGGGAAUCUAGUAAUCGUCACCUCCCGACAGUUAUCGGGACUGAUGUUUUUGACGUGGAGAAACCGGUGGUUUUCACAUAUGAAGAUAUAUUAUCUGCAACAGAUGGGUUUUCUGAUUCUAAUCUUUUGGGGCAUGGAACCUACGGUUCAGUAUAUUAUGGCCUUCUUCAAGACCAGGAAGUCGCUAUAAAAAAGAUGACAGCCACAAAAACUAAAGAGUUUAUGGCAGAGAUGAAAGUUCUCUGCAAAGUUCACCACACCAAUUUGGUAGAGUUGAUCGGUUAUGCAGCUAGUGGGGACGAACUAUUUCUCAUAUAUGAAUUUGCUCAAAAGGGCCCUCUCAGGAAUCACUUGCAUGAUCCCCAGAGCAAAGGUCAUACUUCAUUAUCAUGGAUAACGAGGGUUCAAAUAGCUCUAGAUGCUGCUAGAGGCCUUGAGUAUAUACACGAGCACACUAAACCUCAUUAUGUGCAUCGUGAUAUUAAAACUAGCAAUAUUUUACUUGACGGCAGCUUUAGAGGAAAGAUAUCGGAUUUUGGUUUAGCAAAACUCGUUUUGACGACUAAUGACGGUGAAGAGUCGGUCACCAGAGUAGUGGGAACGUAUGGAUAUCUAGCUCCCGAAUACUUGAGGGAUGGGCUUGCAACAAUUAAAAGUGAUGUUUAUGCAUUUGGUGUGGUGCUUUUCGAGAUGAUAUCGGGGAAGGAGGCCAUGACGAGGACUGCCGAAAGACGCUCGUUGGUAUCAAUUAUGGUGGCAGCAUUAAGAAACUCGCCCGAUUUCAUGACCAUGACAAGCUUGAAAGAUCACAUUGAUCCUAGUUUGAUGGAUUUGUAUCCUCAUGACUGUCUUUUCAAGAUGGCUAUGUUGGCAAAGCAAUGUGUGGAUGAUGACCCGAUUUUGAGGCCGGACAUGAAACAGGUCGUGAUUUCACUUUCUCAGAUCCUUUUGUCAUCGGUCGAGUGGGAAGCUACUCUUGCUGGCAACAGCCAGAUUUUCAGUGGGCUCGUGCAAGGAAGAUAGAUAAGCUUAGAAUAUUCCUUGCCGCCACUUUUUGCUCUCUACAUUUUCUUUACAAAGGCUUUUCAUAGUUCUAUUAAUGUGUAGCUUGUGUGUAUAGGGAACAGGUUUGUUAUUCGCAUGACCAACUGUCUAAAAGUCCCAUCUUUUUCCCUCCUUUCAUUUUCUGUUCUUUUUUUCUUGGUUUUACUUUUACCACCUGAUUAGUUCAUUCAAGACUUAGCUGCUAUGCACUAAAAAUUUUGUAUCUGGACUUUGGUUAGUAAAUUAUGAAUAUUGCUACAAAAUUUUUACUUGGUUUUUAUAGUAAAUUCUGCUCGUUGUAUUUGACGGCCCGCAUUCUACCAUAAAAUUACUUAAAUAGAGUGUUCUGAUAAAAAGAUAAUAAAUGAUUUUUUAUGCAACAAAUUUUAAUCCAACACGCCAAGUUUCUAGUUAUUGAUUCAAACUCAUAGUGCUCUAAUCAUGUUGUGCAGAUUUACUCUUGAAAAAGAACAAAUACAUAUAGAUAUAUAUUUCAAAACUUCCAGUUAAUUAGUUUGGGUUUUUCAACGUUGACAGAUAAAAAAUAAAUAUUAUUUAUUUUCUGAAAUAUGACAGAUAUAAUGAAAUAAAGAGUGAAUAUUAUACAAAAUGAACAUGCCAAAAAUAGUUACUAUUUACUCAAAACUGCCCACUUUUAUUACAACAAUGCUUUUGUGUUCACAGAUUUUACCUUAUUACUUGCAUAGUGAGGCCAAUAUCCUACGAGGAGGUUCGAACGGCUUCCGAGAGUGAAGGACAGCCAAAUUAUCGAUCAGCAACACAUCCCCUUUCUUCCAAGGGAAAGCACAGCUGUCCUCUUCCAAUAUUUUCAGGCAGUCGUAUAUUACAUGGGCCGGUAAUGGACUCCCAUUCCCAAAACUGACAGCCUUCUUGGGCUCGUUUCUUGCAUCCUCCCAGCCCGUGUAAGCAGCCACCAUGCUGUUGAACCAGAUCUUUCGCUGCCUGGUCUCGUCGUGCUUGAUUGCAGGGAUUGGGCCCAUUAUCGUCUUUACAUUCCCAUUCUCCAUCCAUUCAAGCUUCAUGUUUAACUUAGCGGCCCUGUUAAAGAUUCGCGAAAAUUUGAUUAGUUUUUGCUUUUUUUGGCAAAUAUUUUUCGUGAUAAGUAAGGAUGAAGUUUUUUCCAACCCCUGAAUUUAGUAAUAAUGUUUUGUGGAUGAAAACUUGAAACAUAAAUUUUCUCACGAUAAAGCAUUCUUGUUGUUUAUUUGUUUCCCCUAUUUUAGGGAGGGGACAAAAACAUCACGAAAAGUGGGACAAAAAUUAAAGGCAAAUUUCUUUUACACCUCCAAUUUGAAGAUUACAUCAAGCUUUUCAAGCAACUAGAUAACAAUGUAACUUUUUCACCCCAAAAAAAGCGAACGUUAUUGGAAUGGUUCGCAUAACUGUCGCAU